CGGCUUCAGCAUCAUUCAGUCCUCAUUUUGGGUAAGAAAAAUUAAUCUACACUGUUGCAUUUUCAGAGAACUCUUCUGUUGAAUCACCAAGUUAAUGAGUUACAGGAUGGAGCGUCAGUCAUACCUGGUUCAGAUGAAUGGAAAUGGAGUCCACGGAAAACCCGCCGUCAACGGCAAAGUCCUGAAGGGAAGUGGAGUGAUGCACCAUGGGAACGGCAUCCACCAUGUUAACGUCAACGGCAGCUUGUAUCCAGCCAAAGCCAAAAGCCGACGGCAGCGAUGGGAGGUGAAGCCAUCGGACAUGGCCAACAACACCCUGAACCCCAUCAGAGCCAUCGUGGAUGGGAUGAAACUCACCCCCAACCCGGACAAACCCAUGAUCGCCCUGUCCAUAGGGGAUCCCACCGUCUUUGGAAACCUGCCCACCGAUGAAACUGUACGUCAGGCCUUGAAGGACGCUAUCGACUCUGAGAAGUACAACGGAUAUGCACCUUCUGUCGGUUACCUGAAGAGUCGUCAGGCCGUGGCCAACUUCUACAGCUGCCCAGAGGCUCCUCUGGAGGCCGAGGAUGUGAUUCUGACCAGCGGCUGUAGUCAGGCCAUUGACCUGGCUAUCAGUGUCCUGUGUAACCCAGGGGACAACAUCCUGGUGCCCUGUCCUGGAUUCUCUUUAUAUAAAACCCUGGCUGUUUCCCUGGGUAUCGAGGUCAAACUCUACAACCUGCUGCCGGAGAAGUCAUGGGAGGCUGAUCUGCAGCAUAUGGAGAGUCUGAUCGAUGAGAGGACAUCCUGUCUGAUUGUCACCAAUCCUUCCAACCCUUGUGGCUCUGUUUUCAGCAAGGAACACCUACAGAAGAUCCUCAACGUGGCAUCCAGACACUGUGUUCCCAUUCUAGCUGAUGAAAUCUACACUGAUCUGGUUUUCCCAGGAUGCACUUCACCGUCCAUGGCCUCUCUGAGCAGCAGCGUUCCCAUCCUUUCCUGCGGCGGUCUGGCCAAGCGGUGGUUGGUUCCGGGUUGGAGGAUGGGAUGGAUCCUCAUCCACGACAGAAACAACAUAUUCGGAUCUGAGAUUCGACAGGGUCUGGUCAAACUCAGUCAGCGCAUCCUGGGAGCCUGCAGCGUCGUACAGGGGGCGCUAGAGGGCAUCCUCAACGCACCUCAAAGCUUCUACAAUAAUACCAUCAGCUUCCUCAAGUCCAACUCCCAGAUCUGUUUCAAUGAGCUGUCAACGGUUCCUGGUCUGACUCCCAUCAUGCCUUCAGGAGCCAUGUACCUUAUGGUGGGCAUUGACAUGGGCCACUUUCCAGAUUUUAAAAACGAUGUGGACUUCACUGAAGCGUUGGUCACAGAACAGUCGGUGUUCUGCCUCCCUGCCUCGGCGUUUGAGUUUCCCAACUACUUCCGUAUCGUGGUUACGGUGCCAGAGCACCUGAUGGUGGAGGCCUGUGGACGGAUCCGGGAGUUCUGUCAGCGUCAUUACCGACCACGAAGCAGUGACAGUAGCGAUAGCAACGAUCUGGAUCAGUGAUGACAACCAGAACCCGAACCAGGAUCGGAUCCAAGAAUCCUGUUCUGAUAUGACACUUUCUUCUAGAGUUCAUCUGAUCGUUUAUUGGUGGUGUAAUUUUGGAUGUAAACCAUAUGAAAUGAGCAGUUUUAAUAUUUAUAUUUUAUACAUGUUAACCGCUCCUUAUUUGUGUAUUUAUAUAAUUUGUAUAACCUUUUCUUUUUUGAUAUGUAACCGUUUGGAUACUGUAAAUGUCAUCUGUACUCCUGCUCCAUUCUGAUCUAAAAGCAGAGAAUGUGGAAUAAAUACAGAAUAAAUGUGCAUGAAGUAUGAAGAAUCAUCUACAUACAUAGAUUACAUUGCCAUGCAUUAUCUGUAUAGUAUAUAGUAGUGUUAUAUAGUGUUUGGAUGUUAAUUCUAUUUGUUCUAUCUUUGUCAUAUUGAAUUACACUAAAUAUGUAUAUAUAUAUUUUUACAAACAAAUAUAGUAUUUGUUAGUUUGGGGAAUAAUUACCUAAUAAACAUACACUGUUUGACAUUG
Sphaeramia orbicularis (orbiculate cardinalfish) is the source of this 2051-nucleotide messenger RNA. RefSeq names its product tyrosine aminotransferase (gene tat). Gene Ontology annotation, molecular function: pyridoxal phosphate binding; L-tyrosine:2-oxoglutarate transaminase activity. Gene Ontology annotation, biological process: biosynthetic process; L-tyrosine catabolic process; L-phenylalanine catabolic process. The record is from RefSeq and is a predicted model, not a curated record. The transcript is spliced from 12 exons. Lineage: Eukaryota; Metazoa; Chordata; Actinopteri; Kurtiformes; Apogonidae. Bases 95 to 1531 code for a protein of 478 amino acids.